Messenger RNA from Pipistrellus kuhlii (Kuhl's pipistrelle), 1104 nucleotides. It is a transcript of the gene RPL13A, whose product is annotated as ribosomal protein L13a. The record is from RefSeq and is a predicted model, not a curated record. The transcript has 8 exons. Gene Ontology annotation, cellular component: ribosome; cytosolic large ribosomal subunit. NCBI's taxonomy places the organism in Eukaryota, Metazoa, Chordata, Mammalia, Chiroptera, Vespertilionidae. Bases 57 to 668 code for a protein of 203 amino acids. Gene Ontology annotation, molecular function: structural constituent of ribosome; mRNA binding. Gene Ontology annotation, biological process: translation; negative regulation of translation.
CAAGGGAUAAGAAACCCUGCGCCAAGGCUUCCUCCUUUCCCAGGCGGCUGCCGAAGAUGGCGGAGGGGCAGGUCCUGGUGCUCGAUGGCCGAGGCCAUCUCCUGGGCCGCCUGGCGGCCAUCGUGGCCAAGCAGGUGCUGCUGGGCCGCAAGGUGGUGGUGGUGCGCUGUGAGGGCAUCAACAUUUCUGGAAAUUUCUACAGGAACAAGUUGAAGUACCUGGCCUUCCUCCGCAAGCGGAUGAACACCAACCCGUCCCGCGGCCCCUACCACUUCCGAGCCCCCAGCCGCAUCUUCUGGCGGACGGUGCGAGGCAUGCUGCCCCACAAGACCAAGCGCGGCCAGGCCGCCCUGGACCGCCUCAAGGUGUUUGACGGCAUCCCGCCGCCCUACGACAAGAAAAAGCGGAUGGUGGUGCCCGCCGCCCUCAAGGUUGUGCGUCUGAAGCCCACCCGGAAGUUUGCCUACCUCGGGCGCCUGGCCCAUGAGGUUGGCUGGAAGUACCAGGCCGUCACAGCCACCCUGGAGGAGAAGAGGAAGGAGAAGGCCAAGAUCCACUACCGCAAGAAAAAGCAGCUCAUGAGGCUACGGAAACAGGCCGAAAAGAACGUGGAGAAGAAGAUUGACCAGUUCACAGAGGUCCUCAAGGCCCACGGACUCCUGGUCUGAGCCCAAUAAAAUUGACUGUUAUUCCUCAUGUUGGCCUGGCCUGCCCUUCCUCCAUCGCCGCCCUAGGAUGUGGGGAGUCCCAGGGGCUGUUCAGGGCCCCAGCACCUUACCCGGGCCUUAGGAGGCUGGGACGGAGGGGCCUUAGUGCUAUUGGCCCCGUUUGUUGGGCACACUUUGCCUGUGACUGCUCAGUUUUAGGAAAUGAGCAGCUGGAACCGCUAGUUGCUUUUCAGCGCUUCUAAGCUGGAAAACUCAACUUCCCACAAGAUACUAGCCUGUAGCUGUUAGGAUGUAGCACGUGCUGGGGGCAGGAUGGAGCUGGUACUGUACCGAGGGAUUGACAGAUGCACAGGCAGGACGGCAGCCAGGCUCCGGCAUCGCACUUGCACGUUCCUGUACCUUGUGAUCAGAAAAUGAAUAAAUUAUUUUUAAAGAA